Messenger RNA from Fusarium keratoplasticum, 1419 nucleotides. RefSeq lists its product as uncharacterized. NCBI's taxonomy places the organism in Eukaryota, Fungi, Ascomycota, Sordariomycetes, Hypocreales, Nectriaceae. Bases 1 to 1419 code for a protein of 472 amino acids. The record is from RefSeq and is a predicted model, not a curated record. The transcript is spliced from 5 exons.
AUGUCUGACCAGGACUUUGGCGAGGUUGCCUUCAAGGCCUAUGCUAACGCCAUCAAGGCCAAGGCAGGCAACGUCAAUCGUGAUCCUACCAUGGACCAGGACUACUGGUACACUGCUGGAGAUACCAAUCGCAGUAUCCCCGCCUCGCGGUACAUCCCAAUGGCGACCACUAAUGAGUUCCUGUUCCAAGAGGCGAACAUUCUCAUGAAGCCCACCCAGCCUGUCUACAUCCCUGGGUCUGGUACCACGGGCUACGUCGAAGCUCUACUUCAAUACUUGCUGUCGGUCAAGCCGGCCAAGGGAGAAGAAACCCCGGAGCAAAAGUUGAAGCGCAAGGAGUUGGAAAAGGAGCUCGACGAGUCCGACGAAAACUAUCAGACACGAAGACGCAAGGCCCUCAAGGAUUGGCGUGAAGAAAAGAAGGAUGAUCCUGACACCCCUGACUUUCGCACCUGGUGCCGUUCCAACGCCAAAGUCUUUCUCUCGGCCGAGGACGCGUACUCCGUCGCCAGUGGCAGACUCAGCUCUUUUCUUCUGGAGCUGUACGAUGGCGACUACGCGGACUGGGAUAAUGAGCGGACCAGGCUUCAGGAUGCCAAACUUGCAAAGGACUAUUCUGCUGGCAUCACGAUGCCUUGUAAGGCAGAGCAAGUACUCGGCUUGGCCGAGGCCAUCAAAAAGGCCAAGAAGGACGGCCACGGUGCUCCUGUUCCUGAGCCUCAGAAAUCGGAUCUCUACUACCGCGCCGCCUACAACAUUGAUCCGACCUACAGGGACUCCAUGGACAGAUGGGCGCUCGAUUUCGACACCACGGGUACGUCUGGCUCCAUCAAACUCGACUUUGAGACAGCCAAGAAGACCAAGUGGAGCGAGUUUGGGUUCAAGAAUGUUGAAGGCGGCGGCGGCGUCAGCUUCUUUGGUCUCUUCCGCAUUGGUGCCCGCGGUAGCAAGCGUCAUGAGUACAAGGAGGUCAAAGUCAACGAGAGCAAGAGCAGUGUCUCGAUCGAGUUGAGCUGGAAGCAGCUCCAGUUCUUCAACGUCAGCCCUGGAAUCUGGAACAUACCUCAAAUCAGAAAGAAGUACAAGAACACGACCGAUAGAACUCCUGAGCUGGAGACCCUCAUCCGCCCUGUACAGUUCUUGUGUGCUUCCAAGCUUACCCUCACCUGCACUGUGAGCGGGGAAGUCAAGGAACAGCUUGACAAGGCCAUCAAGGACCAAACAUCUGCCAGUGGUGGUGGCAAUGUCAUCUUCAAUCUCUUUGGCUUCUACGCCAGUGGUGGGACGGCCAAGGAAGACAACAUGGAGACUUCAACUUUCACUUGGAACAAGUCCACUGGCGAGCUGAAGGUCAUCCCCGCACCAACCUUUGGCAACUCGGUCCUUCUCGGCGUUCGAGGACAGCAAGUGAGCGUCUAA